Molecule: messenger RNA, 1200 nt
Organism: Hibiscus syriacus
Lineage: Eukaryota; Viridiplantae; Streptophyta; Magnoliopsida; Malvales; Malvaceae
Product: protein SRG1-like
Exons: 4
Coding region: 46-1140 (364 amino acids)
Source: RefSeq, a predicted model, not a curated record
UGAAACCUUGGUGUUGAAAGCAACAAACCUAAGCCUUCUGCAUCAAUGGAGUCGCCAAAAGAGCCUGUCAUCUUUGGGAGAUCUCUCAUAGUUCCAAGUGUUCAAGAACUUGCCAAAGAACCCCUCUCCAAAAUCCCACAUAGAUACCAUCGUCCUCAUCAAGAAUCUCCCUCCAUCCCUUCCGAUUAUCACCUUCCAUCUGUCCCCAUCAUCGAUUUUCAGAAACUGGCUGCCGACGAUUUCAUCGGCUCCGAACUCGAAAGAUUACACUCAGCUUGCAAGGACUGGGGAUUCUUCCAGGUAGUGAAUCAUGGUGUUAGUUUGAAAUUAUUGGAUGAGUUCAAGUUGGAGAUUGAAAAUUUCUUCAAACUACCCCAUGAAGAUAAGAAGCUUCUUUGGCAAACACCAGAUGAUCAUGAAGGGUUUGGUCAAUUGUUUGUGGUUUCAGAAGAUCAGAAGCUAGAUUGGUCUGAUAUGUUCUAUAUAACCACGUUACCACUCGAUCUUCGUAAGGUUGACCUAUUCGAAAAACUCCCCCUUAAGCUAAGAGAGAUCAUGGAAGUAUAUUGUACUGAAGUGAAGAAUCUAGCUAUGAGGACUUUGGAUUACAUGGCUAAGGCUUUAAAGAUGGAUGGUGAAGAAAUGAGAGCGAUGUUCGAUGAUGGGGUUCAAGCAAUGAGAAUGAAUUACUAUCCACCGUGCCCUCAACCUGAUAUGACCAUCGGUUUCAGUCCUCAUUCCGAUGCCGAUGCUUUAACGAUUCUGUUUCAGCUCGACGAAACCGAAGGCCUGCAAGUCCGGAAAGAUGGGAAAUGGAUUCCCAUUAAGCCACUUCCAAAUGCCUUCGUAGUUAACAUCGGAGACAUCAUGGAGAUUUUGAGCAAUGGAAUAUACCGCAGCAUUGAGCAUAGAGCAGUUGUGAAUUCAACCAAACAGAGGCUAUCUAUUGCAACGUUUUAUAGCUCCAAGUUAGACAGGGAAUUAGGCCCUGCACAUAGCCUUAUCGUUCCGAAUAACCCUGCGAUUUUUCGACGAGUCCCGUUGGAGAAGUACUUCAAGGAAUUUUUUGCUCAGAAACUAAACGGCAAGGGUUACCUUGAUUUCAUGAGAAUCAAAAACAAUGAUGAACAUGAAAAUUGAAAAACUCUGUUUCAUUUGAAUAGUGUAUUCCUUGGGUCAUUGGAUAUUGGAUUGAAAUGA